Messenger RNA from Candidula unifasciata, 2226 nucleotides. The record is from the annotation of a GenBank genome assembly. NCBI's taxonomy places the organism in Eukaryota, Metazoa, Mollusca, Gastropoda, Stylommatophora, Geomitridae.
AUGCGAGAAAUGCUUUCCUUGUGGCCUGUUGAAGAUGUCAAAGUUCUAGUUCAGGAAUAUGAAGUAUCAUCUAUGAUAAAAGAACUGUCUUCAGCCGCUUCACUUGCAAGGCCUACUGCUCACUCUCUACGUUAUGACCUGUCGCGCCUCUAUGACUGUAAGUUUUGUACAGAUGUUGACCUUAUCUUCAAAAACAACUGUUUUCCUGUUCAUCGAGCCAUACUGUCAGCAAGAAGUCCUUUUUUCAGAACAUUAUUGUCACAGCAGCCUGAGUAUGGAGCUCAAGUUCAUGUCAAGUUGAAAACCCCAGAUAUUGAUGUUGGGCUGUUCUCUUCUUUGCUUAGGUAUUUAUAUUCAGAUGAUUUUGUUGAAGAAAAUGUGGGAAAUGCUGAACUGCUUGGUCAGCUUGCAAAAGAGUUUGGCGUUCCUAAUGCCUUGGAACAUGACAUGAAACUACUACUUGACUCUGGUGAACUCAGUGAUGCUGUGCUGAUAUUCUCCAUGGACUCAGAUACUGGGGAUUCAUCCUCUUGUCAUCACUCUAAUGACUCCUAUCAUUGCAUGGCUCAAAGUGUUCAUGGGCCCAGUAGGACUUCCAGAUUUGAAUUUCCAUGUCACAGAGCUAUAAUUGCCUCCAGGUCACCAUUCUUUAGAAAUUUGAUAAACAGGAGAGCUAAAUCUGGAGAAGAGCUCACAGAAAGAACUUUAAGGACUCCUUCUAGAAUUAUACUUGAUGAAUCUGUGAUACCUCGUCGAUAUGCAUUUGUGUUGCUGACAGCAUUAUACCAGGAUACCGUGGACAUGGGCUGUGUGCUCAAGGGAAGUCCCAGUUUAUGCAGCUUGAGUGAAAUUCAGGCUAUGGUUUCCACAGGACGCUGCCAGAUGACUGUCCUAGAUGAGGCCAUGGAGUUAUACCAGAUUGGCCAGUUUUUGGACACACAGAUUAUAUCUCAAGGCUGUGAGGAUAUAAUAGUUGACAACCUAACAUCCGAGUCCUUGGUCAGUGUGCUACACUGGAGUGCCGAACCUCAUGGCUCAAAGUGGGUCCAUCGACAGGCUGUGGCAUUCUUGACUGAGGAAUUUGCCCAGAUUUCCCACUCACCUGUGUUAUUUGACAUAGAAAAGGAGUACCUAAUAGAGGUGUUGUCGUCAGAUAAUCUACAGUCCAGUGAACAAGAUGUUUUAAAUAGUGCGAUCAGAUGGGGAGAACAUCAGUUAACUAAAAGAAUUGAGGAGAGAGAACCAAAUCUGCUUUCCCACACUGCCCAUAGUGUUACGAAAAAGGGUGUAAAAAAGAGAGAUCUCAAUGAUGCAGAACUUCAUGAUCUACUCUCAGAGAUCCUUCCGCUGGUGCGCACAGAACACAUACUGCCUCCUGUAAAUGAUGUUUUAAAUAAUGCUAUCAAACGAGGGCUGGUGGAGCCACCUUCUGCAUAUUCUUAUCCUGACAAUAUGGUACUACACACCAUUGGAGCGUGGACUGGAAUAACUGCAAGUGGAUAUUUCCGGAAGCCAAGGCUAUUUCUUCCUUAUUUUGAGGAAGCAAAGAAUGUCCUGGAGGAAAGGCUGUCUCAGGACUGUGACUCGGGUCAGAAGUGUAGAGCUAUUCACAUGUCAGCUAUACCUGACACAUUGUACAUGCUGGAGGACAAGGAUGCCUCAUUAACACUGCCUUACUCAGGUUCCCCUGUGUCAACAUUAGAUGUUGUUUCUGGAUCCAUACCAGUGCCAGACAGAGCAACUUUUAUGAAAAUGCUGGAACGAGAGCAAGAAUUGCAGCAGUUAAAAUCAGCCCAGGAAGCUACUUCAUUAGUUUGCACUGACAAAAGAAGUGUUAGAAAAAGUGUUGCCUUUCAUAUACAGUUGCGUGUUGUCAGAGAGUUUGGUUUGCCAGACAGCGCUGUUGAAAUUCUGCAAAACAGUCAUUAUUAUUAUUCCAACAGCAGUUCUAAGUGCCGCUGUAGACAUGUGGGUUGUGUGCAGUCACAGGGCGGUCAUCAGUUGAGGCAGUAUCAUUUCUUGAGGAACUCUAGCCCGAACAUGACUCAGACCUUGCCUUCAAGGAAUUUAGAGAGAAACAACUGUGCGGAGAGCACCCUAAGUGACGUCAUGCCAGACAUUGCCAUAGCCACAACGUCACUGUCACAGAUUUCAGUGUUUGCAGAUUCUGAUGUACUGGACCUAGGAAAUGGCAGCAGGGACAAAAAUAGUACAGUGUAUAUUUAA